AUUGGUUGGUUGUUGUAACAAGAACCAUGUGAUUUCUAUAUAGUCGUCUGUCAUGGCGGGAUUCCUGAAAUGGAAAAAUGGACCUCUCUCCGAAAUAGUUUUUAUAAUUGUGCUUUUUUGUAUAUUAAGUACGCAACAAACCUCAGGAAGUAAGAUCAACAUAGUCAAUAUCAAAGAUGGCCAAGAGUCUGCCAAAACAGGGUCAAAUCACUACUGCUAUCUCAACCCCAUUGUCCCAGGUUGGAAGGAAACAUGGACAAGAAUCCAGGUUCGAGUAUGGAGCUCAAACCAGCUGAAGGUAACUGUUGUGGAGGAUGAGGAGAAGCUGCAGGAGCUAGAACAUUUCAGUGUCUGGGGUCUGGUGCAGUACCUAAUGCAUGAGCAGACCAAUGAAACCACCCUCAGCAUCAGCCUGUUCAGCCCAAAGACCUGCUUCAAGAUCAAACCCAUCGACCCUACAGCAAUAUACACUGUAAAGCCCACACGAAAGUUUGAUGUUUUCCUAUUUGUGACAUUCUUGGCUGGAGUGCUGCUGUUCAUCUUUGCAGACUCGCUUAGCAGGAGUCAGGUAUUCUAUUACUCUGCUGGCAUGAGCACAGGUAUGAUUGCCUCCCUCAUCAUUCUCAUCUUCAUCAUGGCACGGUUUUUGCCAAAGAAAAGCCCAUUUUACGUGGUGAUAGUUGGUGGCUGGUCCUUCUCGGUUUACGUCAUCCAGCUUGUGUUCAGGAACCUGCAGCUGAUUCUGAAAGAGCACUGGCACGUGGCUUUUGGCUAUGCUGCAGUGGUUGGUUUUAUCAGUUUUGCUGUGUGCUAUCGUCAUGGCCCUCUUGUGGAGGAGAGGAGUAUCAAUAUCCUGUCCUGGACGCUGCAGUUUUUUGGCCUGCUGCUGAUCUAUGCUGGUAUCCAGGUUCAGCAAGUGGCGUUGGCCACCAUCAUUGCUACAUUCUGCUCUAAGAACCUGGAGUACCCUGUUUCAUUGCUCCUUCUUGCAUGGCAUAAGGUCAAGCCAACUCUACGCUGGAAGCCAGAGCCUCGUCGACUGCUGACUGAAGAAGAGUUCCAGAAACAGGGGGAGGAGGAGACGCAACAUGCCCUGGAGGAGCUGAGAAAGUACUGCAGCAGUCCAGACUUCAGCACCUGGAAGACAGUCUCUCGACUUCAGUCCCCAAAAAGGUUUGCAGAUUUUGUGGAGGGCUCACCUCACCUGAUAUCAAAUGAGGUUUCUGUGCAUGCACAGGAAUAUGGAUCCUUCUUUGAGGAUGAUUUCUUUGACACGGAUGAGGACAAUGAUGAGGAGAAUAUGGUGAACGGUUUGAAAAGAGGAGACCUUGGGUGGAAUGACAGAGACUUGUGAUGAUGCAUAGAUGGGUGUUUUUCCCUGUAGCAGCAAGGUUGAUGGAGCAAAGUGCUGACUGGCCUUUCACCCUCACAGCUCUCCUCCAACCCGAAGACUGGUGUUCAUGAAUCACCAGGAGAUAGUGGAAUCUUGCCAUUAGUAUGCCUGUGAGAAUGUCUUGCAUCCAAGUUGAAGCAUAGAUCCUACUGUAGAUUGCUGAUGGCAACCACCAUUUUUGUAAAUUGACACUUAAAGCCAAACCCUGAGUGCAAUGUACUGAACUGAAAAUGUAAAUCUAAUUCAUGUGGAGAACUCCCUCGAGUUAGGGGCAUAUUUAAAAAGUUUGGAUUUAUCCCAGUGUUUUAAUUUCAGCUGAGAAACUUGACCACAGGGGUAUACUACAAAGCAGGAUUAAUGAGGUAGCUAGCUAACAUUGAUAAACAAGCAGAAAUAACUAGAUUUUUUUGGUUUCAUUAAGAAAGCUAAGCUUGGGUACAGUAUGUGUUUUGGUUGAGUCAAUUAGACAAUGCACAUUUCAUGCUAGUCUAUCUAAAAAAAUAAAA
This is a messenger RNA of Oncorhynchus masou masou (cherry salmon), 1899 nucleotides long. Its product is annotated as nuclear envelope integral membrane protein 1-like. The record is from RefSeq and is a predicted model, not a curated record. The transcript is spliced from 9 exons. NCBI's taxonomy places the organism in Eukaryota, Metazoa, Chordata, Actinopteri, Salmoniformes, Salmonidae. Gene Ontology annotation, cellular component: nuclear envelope. The coding region runs from base 53 to 1354 and encodes 433 amino acids.